AUACAUCGUAACUGUGCUCCGCCGCGGACGUGGGGCGAGUGACAGGUCUGAUCUCGGACCGUAACGACCUGUUACCGCACGGACGCGUCGGAGGGAGCGGAACAGAAGCGUAAUACCCUUAUGCUCGGUACGGCGGAGUGAGUCAUCGGGAAAGCGCAAGAUCGCUGUGGAACGGAACGAUCGACGACGACGGCACCUGGAACGGUGACAAGCGUCAUGGAAGUCCUGGACCCGAGCGUCUCCAGGGACGAUCAGCCGCUCUGCGUCAACGACUCUCUCGAACGAGUUAAUACAUCGCAGAUUCCAGCAGAUACUAGAUCAUGCAUAAAAGCGCGUCACACUCUUGGUUUCCUGGGCUUUCUUGGUUUUGCCCUUGUGUAUGCUAUGAGGGUCAAUUUAUCAGUAGCCAUUGUCUCUAUGGUUAAUCAGACAGCAAUACCGCAUACUGAGGAUAAUGAUACUAGCGACGUUUGUCCUAAAAUUAAACCGAUAAACGGGACUUUUGUACCGAGCGCGGGAGAAUUUGCCUGGGACGAAAAGACUCAAGGUGUUAUAUUAGGUGCAUUCUUUCUUGGCUAUGUAACUACAAAUGUUCCGGGUGGUAGAAUGGCUGAGAAAAUGGGCGGCAAAUUAAUUUACGGCCUGGGAGUGUUUUUAACCGCUGUUCUAACUGUUAUAAGUCCCUUUGCCGCAUAUUGGGGUUUAGUACCAUUUUUGGUUGUACGAGUCGCAGAAGGAUUUACCGAGGGGGUAACGUUUCCUGCGAUGCACAGUAUGCUGGCACAUUGGGUACCUCCCUUAGAGAGGAGUAAAUUUGCUGCUAUAGUCUACGCAGGUGCGAAUUUCGGAACUGUCGUCUCGUUACCAGUGAGCGGCUGGCUAUGUUCCUUAGAAUUAUGGGGUGGUUGGCCCCUCGCGUUUUAUUUAUUCGGAAGUCUUGGUCUCGUGUGGUAUAUAUUCUGGUUGAUAUUCAUUUAUGAUACUCCUUCACAACAUGCGAGAAUUGAUCCUUGUGAAAAGGCAUAUAUCGAAGCUAGCGUCGAGAAAAAAGACGAGAAUGAUGAUCUGGGUGUACCAUGGCUGUCUGUUUUCACUUCUCUACCUAUGUGGGCCAUCACCAUUACGCAGUGCGGUCAGUCCUGGGCCUUUUACACUCUCCUGACCGAGCUGCCGACGUAUAUGGAUAAAAUUUUGCAUCUGAAUGUACAACAGAAUGCAUUUCUCUCGGCAUUACCGUACUUAAGUGCUUGGCUAGUGGGUUUAGGUAUUUCGAGUUUUGCCGAUGCACUUCUCGCUCGUCGUCUGAUUUCACCUCUGGCUUCGUUCAAACUAUGGAACACGGUAGCCUCGUUAGGACCGAGUCUCAGUUUCGUCGGUGCCAUCUGGGCUGGUUGCGAUCGCAUGACAGUCAUGCUGAUGCUCGCCGGAUUGGGCUCUCUACAAGGCGCGGUGUAUGCCGGGAAUCAGAUGAAUCACAUCGCAUUGGCACCACGUUACGCGGGUACUCUUUACGGAUUGACAAAUGCUGCGGCGAACGCAUGCGGUUUCUUGGCGCCAUAUGUUAUCGGCAGCAUAGUAGAGGGACAUGAAACUCUCGCGCGCUGGCACACAGUUUUCUGGAUGGCAGCAGGAAUAAACAUGACUACUAAUUGCUUCUAUUUAAUGUUUGCGUCCGCUACUGAACAGCCAUGGAGCAAAGGUGGCAGUUGAUGACAAUGUCGCAUUAGAAUUCUAGCUUAAUUGUAUUUAUCGUUGAGCGAUACAUACAAUGACAAAUGGAUCAAAUUUUUGGUAUUAUCAGCUUGCACUAACACGUGAUAGACAUAUAAAGAAGAUAGGCGUCAUCAACUGAUUUCUGCGUCAGAAAAUCGGGAUUGAUUAACAUAUUUUUCAUCUCCCCGUUUUACUUCGUUAUUUUACUGAUUCAGUUAUAUAUUGUUUGGAUACAUACAUGAAAAAAGGUCUGCAAUUCCGUAAAAAAAUUAAGUAAGUAAAAAUGAUAAUAUUGACAUACAGGGUGUCUUCGGUGGUACAAAGAGAAAAAGAGUGAUUAUACAUAGUAAAAUAAUCGAAAGCGUAGAAUAAAAUAUCGUCAUACAGGAUUUUGUUUUCGAAAAAA
Pogonomyrmex barbatus (red harvester ant) is the source of this 2119-nucleotide messenger RNA. RefSeq names its product major facilitator superfamily transporter 10 (gene MFS10). NCBI's taxonomy places the organism in Eukaryota, Metazoa, Arthropoda, Insecta, Hymenoptera, Formicidae. The record is from RefSeq and is a predicted model, not a curated record. Gene Ontology annotation, molecular function: transmembrane transporter activity. Gene Ontology annotation, cellular component: membrane. Gene Ontology annotation, biological process: monoatomic anion transport; transmembrane transport.